AUGUUACGUUGGAAAUUAAUUGAAGCGAAAAAGUUGUCGUUCAAGAAAUGCAUACAAAGCAUAUACGGGACACUUCUGGAGAUGAUGUCAACACCUUUUUGGCGACAAAGGCCUGAGUGUCGGGAAGUGUUGGCCAAACAUAACGAUAGACAUAAAGUGAUGACAGGGAAUGAGUAUCGCAUCGAUUAUAUCACUGAUACGGAUGUCGAGCGUGAGGUCCGGUCGGCGCCCCCGCCGUCACACCAACUCAUGGGCUCUGAUCUGAUG
Messenger RNA from Medioppia subpectinata, 267 nucleotides. Lineage: Eukaryota; Metazoa; Arthropoda; Arachnida; Sarcoptiformes; Oppiidae. The record is from the annotation of a GenBank genome assembly.